AUGGAUGUUUACGGUGGACUAUCUGUAGAUGAUCUGUUAGACUUACCUAGCGACGAUUUCUUCUCUCCAUCUUCCUCCACUGCCGCCGCCGGCGGCGGAGGCGGCGCCACCGUCUCAGACUACCUGCUGCAGAAUCCGUCAUCAUCCGCCGGCAAUUGCUUCGAACAGUCACCCACUCCUAGCUUCUCUAACGAUUUCAACGACAUUUUGUGCUUACCGCCGACGGAGGAUGCGGCAGAUCUGGAAUGGCUCUCGAGCUACAUGGACGACUCGUACUCCGAUUUCCCUGCGGACGAGCUCCCCGCCGCCGCCGAAGGACUCCACUGGCGGCCUCGGAGCAAGCGCUCCCGUCCUUUCGCCUCGGCCUCCGCCGCGGUCGGAAAUCCGAUGUCGAUCUGCGGCGGCGUCGUGAGGAGGGAAGGGAAUAUCACGGGGGCGGAGGGUGGUGGGGAAGUGGCGCGGAGAUGCACGCACUGCGCGUCGGAGAAGACGCCUCAGUGGAGGACAGGGCCGCUGGGCCCGAAGACGCUGUGCAACGCAUGCGGGGUGAGGUUCAAGUCGGGCCGGCUGGUGCCGGAGUACAGGCCCGCGGCUAGCCCGACGUUCGUGCUGACUCAGCACUCCAACUCUCAUCGGAAGGUUCUCGAGCUGCGGCGGCAGAAGGAGAUGCUCCGCCAGCAGCAGCAGCAGGAUGCGGCGGCGGCGGCUUACGGCUUUCGGGUGUGCUGA
Striga hermonthica is the source of this 729-nucleotide messenger RNA. NCBI's taxonomy places the organism in Eukaryota, Viridiplantae, Streptophyta, Magnoliopsida, Lamiales, Orobanchaceae. The record is from the annotation of a GenBank genome assembly.